Messenger RNA from Caenorhabditis elegans, 1424 nucleotides. RefSeq names its product C-type LECtin (gene clec-4). The record is from RefSeq and is marked reviewed. The coding region runs from base 60 to 1337 and encodes 425 amino acids. The transcript has 4 exons. Gene Ontology annotation, molecular function: carbohydrate binding. Lineage: Eukaryota; Metazoa; Nematoda; Chromadorea; Rhabditida; Rhabditidae.
AGACGCCGAGAGCUGCUUAAAUAGCAAAGUCGCAGUUUUCUCCUUAUAGUCAUUUGAUUAUGCAAUUUUAUUCCGUCCUACUUCUCGUUUCCCUUCUAUUACUGCUCACAAUCAGUGAAGCAUCUUAUCCACCAGUCUGCACUAGUGGAUUCACAUUGAUCAAUGGGAAAUGUCUGAGGAUAUUUGUGGAUGUUUCGACGCAUACUGCGGCUGAGAAAACCUGCAAGGGAUAUGGAGCGACACUGGUGACUGUGAAGAAUUCUAUUGACAACCGAGCCAUCGCGGAUUUCACCGGAAACAACGCCAACCUAUUCUGGAUGGGACUUUACUGUUUCGAUAGUGACGUUUCAAAGUGCUUAUGGGAUGAUGCUACUGGAUCCGCUGAGGUCUAUGACAAUUUUGCGGCUGGAUUCCCCCACAUCGCCCUCGGAAACUGCGUUUACUACUCUGUGCAAGGCGCCUUGGCAGGCAUGUGGCUGAGCAGUGACUGCAACGAUCGCCGAUCUUUCAUUUGUGAACUACCGGCUUCUCAUGCAGACCCAUGCCCAUACAAUUACAAUGGCUUCUGCUACACUUUCCACAAUACCGCCUCAACUUAUACCAAGGGCCAGAAGAUUUGCGAGCAAGAGUGUGGAAACUUGGCCUCAAUUCACUCUGCUAAUGAAAACCGGUACAUUAUGACAUUUGGCGGACGUGCUACUAAAGAAGAUCUCCUACUCGGAGGCAUGUGGCCAGCUGACGACGUAUACAAUUGGGUGGAUGGUUCACUGUGGGAGUACGAAAAUUUCGAUCCAAUAAACGUCAGAGAUUCAGUUUGCGUCAUAAUGUCAAAUGGUGACUCGAGACCUAUCGCCCUUGGAAUGUGGUACAGUGGAGAAUGCAAAAACGAGUAUAGUGUCGUCUGCAAGAGACCUGCCGGAAUCCAAUGUCCUCCAAACCCAACCAUCGUCCCCGUGACACCAAUGCCAGCAGUCCAAUCGUUCUGCAAUUCUAGCGUUAUGGCUCCAAGUGAAAUCACAUCACCCCACUUCCCAUAUAACUACUAUAACUCUGACUUCUGCAGCUAUCAAAUAUCCACACUAGGAUCUUACAAUGUGCUCCUCAGAUUUUCAACAUUUGACACUGAAAAGGUCAACGAUGUUGUGACGGUUUACGAUGGAGAUUCCACGAAUGAUCCUGUGAUCGGAGUCUAUGCUGGAUCUUUCUACCCGUUCACAGUGAUAUCCACCGGGAACAAGAUGCUUGUCACUUUUAAGACAGACAAAUCAAAUACAAGACAAGGGUUCAGCGGACGAAUUACUUCCUAUUCGACAACAGAAAGUGGAGAACGCGAUUAAUUUUUUGAUAUAUAUAUAGAUAGCAUAUUGUUAAUUUGGAUAUAAAAACUAAUGUAUUUAUAUUAAUGAAAAACUUGUUGAAGUUAA